This is a messenger RNA of Lagopus muta (rock ptarmigan), 2449 nucleotides long. It is a transcript of the gene STEAP4, whose product is annotated as STEAP4 metalloreductase. Gene Ontology annotation, biological process: copper ion import. The transcript has 6 exons. Lineage: Eukaryota; Metazoa; Chordata; Aves; Galliformes; Phasianidae. Gene Ontology annotation, cellular component: endosome; plasma membrane. The coding region runs from base 233 to 1651 and encodes 472 amino acids. Gene Ontology annotation, molecular function: cupric reductase (NADH) activity; ferric-chelate reductase (NADPH) activity. The record is from RefSeq and is a predicted model, not a curated record.
UAAAUGCCAGCGAGGCUGUCAGGUUUCUGCAUUCUUCCCCAGGCACAGGACCUCUCUGCAGCAUCUAAGAGCAGACCUUGCCCUAGCACUAACAGCACCUCACCGGCUGGAAGGCUCUGGUUUGCUCAGGGGAGAGGAGGAGGUUGAGUGCACAGCUAUCACUGUAACGGACUCUAUAAGGCCAUUUUCCUUGUUUCAACUUUAGACCUACCGGGUUGCCAUCAGAGCAAAGAUGAAUAAAAAUUCUUCCAACAUAAUGGCUUUGGCUCCCAAAACAUCUAACAAAAGAGAGACAGUGUGUAUAUUUGGAACAGGAGACUUUGGAAGAGCUCUGGGCCAUAAACUGAUUCAGUCUGGCUACCCCGUCGUAUUUGGAAGCCGGAGCCCAUGGCCAUCCAGCCUGAUUCCCAAGGAUGCAGAGGUGCUGAGCCAUGCUGAGGCAGCACAGAAAGCUGCCAUCAUUAUUAUAGCAAUCCAGAGGCAACAUUACGACUUCCUUGCAUCACUAGAGGAAACGCUCCGUGGAAAAGUGUUGGUGGACAUAAGCAACAACUUAAAAAUAAACCAGUAUCCUGAAUCCAAUGCAAAGUACCUGGCUCAGCUGGUGCCCAGCGCUAGGGUUGUGAAAGCCUUUAACACCGUGUCAGCCUGGGCUCUGCAGUCGGGCACCUUGGAUGCAAGCCGGCAGGUGUUUGUCUGUGGAGAUGACACAGAAGCUAAACAAAUGGUAAUGGAUAUUGUUCGUGCACUGGGACUCACACCGUUAGAUCAAGGAUCUCUCUUGGCUGCUCGGGAAAUAGAAAAUUACCCUCUACAGCUUUUUCCAAUGUGGAAGCUUCCUAUCUUUUUGUCCCUUGGCCUAACCACAUUCUUCUUCAUCUACUGUUUGGUUCGUGAUGUAAUUUACCCUUGUGUUUAUGAAAAUAGGGAUUAUUCAUUUUAUCUUGCAAUUUCCAUUCCAAAUCGGAUCUGCCCUAUAAUGGCACUCGUCCUUCUUGCCUUGGUUUAUCUCCCUGGUGUACUUGCUGCAAUUAUUCAGUUAUACAGAGGUACCAAAUACAGCCGUUUUCCAGACUGGCUGGACAAAUGGAUGCUGUGUAGGAAACAGCUUGGACUAGUAGCCUUGGCGUUUGCUUCUCUGCACGUUGUUUAUACUCUCGUUACCCCAAUUCGCUACUAUGUAAGAUGGACAACUGGGGACAGAACCAUCUCACAGGCACUGAACAAUAGUACUACUCCAUUUGACAACACAAAUGGCUGGCUUAGUGACUCGUAUUUGGCUUUGGGGAUUUUAGGAUUCUUUUUAUUUGUUCUUCUUGGAAUAACUUCCUUGCCUUCUGUCAGCAACAGUGUCAACUGGAGAGAAUUUCGAUUUGUACAGUCCAAACUGGGAUAUCUGACAUUGAUUUUAUGCACCGCACACACACUGGUCUGUGGUGGAAAGUGGUUCCUAAAUCCAUCAGCAUACAGAUGGUAUCUUCCAGAAGCCUAUAUGCUCUCUCUCAUUAUUCCAUGCGUUGUACUGGUUGUCAAAUUUGUGCUCAUACUUCCUUGUCUAGACAAGCAAUUAACACGAAUUCGACAGGGCUGGGAGAGGAAUCCCCAGUACUCAGAACAGUCAAACUACAUUAUCAACAAGUCUGCUGUGUAAUUAGACUAACCUGUAUUGUUAAAAAGAAACAAAAAAUUGAAGGCAAAAUGAAGUCCCUAUCCUCCUUUACCUGGAGAGAGAAAAAGUGAGAAGCCUGGGCAGGCUCUGACUGAAAUAAAGCAAUUUCAGUGACAAAAUUUAAAUCAAACGAGCCUCCUGAGAUCCUGCACACCAGACAUGCUUUCACACAGACCUUUUCCUUUUUCUCCCGCUAUUCACCCUCCAUUCCUGACAGGACUAUGAGAGAAGUGUUCAUGGUAUCAGUCACUCAAAAUCUCUAGUGAUGGCCAACCUCUCCUAUUAGAUGGUGUCUGCUCCUCUUCACUGUCCUGCCCAGUGGGGCUCAGAUCUGGACAGGCAUUAGCUGAGGGAAAGCUCUCAUCUUUCCAACACUAGUUUGUCCUCCAUUAACAUCUGGUCAAAGAGGUCUAUAUUCAUGCCUUAGAAAUAGUUAAAUAAGAUUUCCUUGGUUUGUGUACAAGCACUCUAAUGUUCAAAGUGUAUCCGCUGAGGAUUGCUGAACCCUUGCUAUACUGCAGAAACUCGGAUGGCAAGGGGAUGGAGGAGAGACCAAACUGUCAAAAAGACACGAGAUGUACUUGCAGAGAAGCUUAGGCUGGUGAGCACAUGCACACAGUGGUUGGUGAAUUUUUGUGUAAUCAGUGAGCUGUAAGCAAAGGAGCUGAUGGAAAAACAUCAUUUUAUUAGGAGUUUAUACUGCAUGUCAUAAUUAUAUAUCACAAAAAAUAGAUUGUUGAUUUUUCUGAAAUGCUUUGGAUGCAAUGUUAUAAAUAUUCA